CGCCCAGGGGCCCUCGGCUGCGCCCGGAUGUCCCGGAGCCAGGCAGCGGUGAGCGGGAGGAGCCCGCGCCCCGGGAUCGGGAUGACCCUCCUCGUCCUGCUCGGACUAGUUUCCUACUGUGUUGGAACUUUGGGGACUCACACUGAGAUCAAGAGAGUGGCAGAGGAAAAGGUCACUUUGCCCUGUCACCAUCAGCUGGGGCUCCCAGAAAAAGACACGCUGGAUAUCGAAUGGCUGCUCACCGAUACUGACGGGAACCAGAAAGUGGUGAUCACAUACUCCAGUCGUCAUGUCUACAGUAACUUGACUGAGGAACAGAAGGGCCGGGUGGCCUUUGCUUCCAAUUUCCUGGCAGGAGAUGCUUCCCUGCAGAUUGAGCCUCUGAAGCCCAGUGACGAGGGCCGGUACACCUGCAAGGUGAAGAAUUCAGGGCGCUAUGUGUGGAGCCAUGUCAUCUUAAAAGUCUUAGUGAGACCAUCAAAGCCCAAGUGUGAAUUGGAAGGAGACCUGACAGAAGGAAGUGACUUGACUCUGCAGUGUGAGUCAUCCUCUGGCACAAAGCCCAUUGUGUAUUACUGGCAGCGAGUCCGGGAGAAGGAGGGAGAGGAUGAACAUCUUCCUCCCAAGUCUAGGAUUGACUACAACCACCCGGGACGCGUCCUGCUGCAGAACCUCACCAUGUCCUCCUCCGGGCUGUACCAGUGCACAGCAGGCAACGAGGCUGGGAAGGAGAGCUGCGUGGUGCGGGUGACAGUUCAGUAUGUACAAAGCAUCGGCAUGGUCGCAGGAGCGGUGACAGGGAUGGUGGCAGGAGCCCUGCUGAUUUUCCUCCUGGUGUGGCUGCUAAUCCGAAGGAAAGACAAAGAGAGAUACGAGGAAGAAGAGAGACCGAACGAAAUCCGAGAAGAUGCUGAAGCCCCGAAAGCCCGCCUCGUGAAACCGCGCUCCUCUUCCUCGGGCUCUGGGAGCUCCCGCUCGGGCUCGGCCUCCACUCGCUCCACGGCCAACAGUGCCUCACGCAGCCAGCGGACCCUGUCCACCGAGGCAGCGGCCCGACCCGGGCUGGCCACCCACGCGUACAGCCUAGUGGGGCCGGGGGUGAGAGGUUCCGAACCAAAGAAAGUCCACCAGGCUACCCUGACCAAAGCAGAGACCACACCCAGCACGACCCCCGGCCAGAGCAGAGCCUUCCAAACUGUCUGAGUUCGAGUGGACUGGACACCGUGCUUUCCCAGGAGUCAGGAUCUUAGGACUCUUCUAGUCCUGGAAGCUCAUCACCAGCCACACAACCCCCUCGAACCAAAUGAGAGGUCACUGAAGGAGCCGCGACCACUGCACGGAACAGAUUCAGAUGAGCACGUUCCUCAUGGGACACCAAACAAGGAGAAGGAUGAGCUGAUCAUCUCCAAAAGGGCAUUUCACUAUGCCUUUGGACCAGAGUGGGGGGGAAGGUGGGGGCCUAAACUGUGUAUCUGUGGACCACGACCUGCGGUGAGAAAGGCUGGUGUAAGGGGAAGAGAACACACUUAGAACUUCUCACUUGGGGUGUUUUGUAUCAGCACUUUGAUUCACCAUUGUCAAGAAGCAAUGAGGUGUUGUUCAUUAAUUUUCUAUGCAUUUCUUCAAGCCAGUUGGAUUACUGUGAUUACUCAGAGUCAAGCAGAACACACAGCCUUAUAUUACACCUGUCUGCACCAUGAGAAACUCCAAAAAAGGAAACAAGUCUUUUCUAUCCUGACUUCAUUCACCGUAAAGUUUGGAUAUUAAUUUCAAGAGGAGUUGAAAUAGUGGGAGAUGGAGAAGAAUCAUUUUGUUUUUCCCACUCUAUCCACUACUUAUCUUAUUAUAUUGAACCAUAAAGGAACUAAAAAUGGAGUCCAAAAUGUGUGACAAAGGACUGAAAAACUUUCCAUCUUAAUGACAUUCAGAGGGUCAAUGACAAAUAUCAGAAAUAAAUGCUGGAAUAAUUGUGGAUUGUCUCUCAAAUGGAUGUCUCUAAGGACUUCCCUGCUGGAUCUCUCUGGAGCAAGAAAAGUCACUUAACAAUGUCUUUAGAAAGAAGUCUUCUAGAGAAAAGAGACCUUUUAAGGAUGCUGAAAGAUCACCUGACGUAACCAUCACAGCUCCUCUUUCUGAGAACGAAUGCAAUCAGAAUGGCAAGACUGACUAAAGAGGGAGAUCAGAUCAAUUUUCUCUGAAUAUAUCAAGGAGUGACAUCAGAGGUUCAGUUCUGCACCAAACUUGGAGCUUCCUCCAUUUCUUUCAUUUUAGGGGAGGGAUGUGAAUCUGGGACUUCUGCUGAUUCUAGGCCUUACGUUAUCAAAAAGAUCAGGGAUCGCCAAUAUUAUCCUGAUGGCACUGCCACAGUCAUUCCCUCCUGAGAUGCUGAGACAGCGAGAAAGUCAGUAUUUUCCCAGUUUAGUCUCUAAGGAAGCCUAGCUCUGGGCUGGAAGGAAAGGGAAUUCACAUUUAGGGACGAGAUGAGGUAACUAGUGGGUGGCAGGAGAGAUCCGGGUUAGUGCUUGUUGAUAUUGUUGCCAUGUUGGAAAGAAUUAGCAGAAAUGAUUCACCAGGAGAGCUCUCAGAAGAGCUGACUCAUGGGAGAAGGUGUCUGAGAAAUAAAAAGAAAGCAGCCUCCAAUACAAUAACUUGCCUUUCUAAUAGUUUUGACUAUUGUGCUAGUCAAAUUCAUCUUAUGUCAAGAAUGCCAAACCUGAAAUAGCCCUUCAAGGACCCUAAACAAAUGUCAAGAGAUCACCACUGGUAGAGCAAAAUGUUUAUUAUUAUUUAAAGGGAAGCAGGCUAUAGGAAAGAAAAAGUAGUGCUGAAUAUGGUGAUGAAAGCCGUUUCUAUAAAAUGGUUAUUAGGUGCUCAAAGAGAAAAUGCUGAUCUGGGAUUUUGUCCCAUUUCUCUGGUUUCCAUGUCUACAUCUAGUUCUCACAUAGUGUAAAUGCAUUUCCUUCCAAAGUCCUUUAAGAAAUACGGAUUUAUCCUUGAGUGAAAGUUUCAGCUUGAGCUUUAUCUUCCUCUAAAAAAAAAAGCUGGAAAGAGACAUGGAGGCAGUAUUGUAAAGAACGUCUGCCAUUAGUUUAAGAGGGCUGGCGUAUUUGGAAUGCUUCUUACGCUAACACUGCCUCACUCUAAGAUAUCAACUCCUUACUUACUCCACUUUUUUAUUCUUCUGGCAGUGUGGUAUCCAGGCAACAUACCACUUCUGCUAUGUUAUUCUGAGAAUUCUCAUUCCUAGAGUACCUGAGCCGAACAAGUAUGCUAUGCAGGCUGCAGCUGUACCACCACUAGCAAUUUGCUCUCAAUAUUUAUUACCUUUGAACCUAAGGUUUCCUGCCUAUGCCUCUGAAAGCAGGAGUUAGUCCUCUUUGCAUGAAAAGGUAUAGGUUAUUUAAACGUGUUAGUUAUUAGAAGACCAAAAUAACAGUUGAAUAUUCAGAUUAUUUUGAAAAUCUGUUCACUCUGGAAAUCUACAAAAAUGUCACAAAACAAAUCAGUACCUGAAAUCUUAGAAAUUCUAGAAACUGAAGAUCUUGAGGAGAUAAGGUGCUGAAGUCUUAGCAAUGACAGUGUGUCAAACUUUCAGAUUCAGAUAAGACAGGCUCCCGGCUUAAGAUAAAGUGUAAGCCAUUACAGGUUUCAAACCACAUUCCAUUAACUUUGCAAGUCAAAUAAAUUCGACUCUUUAAUAUAAAACAAACAAGGAUAAAAUAAAUGGUAGAAGAGAAAAAGUAUUUUUAGGAAGAAGACAGAGAUGGAAUGAUGGGGUGUUUAGACAGUAACUAUUUUAAUAAAAUGCAUACACUAAACUUAAACUGUCAAAUAACCAAGUUGAUGCCUCUGUUGUUACACUGUAUAAAAACAAUCUCAGAAUUGCCAUUGCAAAGACAUAUAUAAUUUUGCUUCAUUUCUGGUGUUGUUUAUAUUUCAACUUUAAUUUCUAAGUUGCCUUAUAAUUGGGAUUCUGAUAACAAAAAUCAAAUAUUUAUUACAGAUGCAUCUGUGUCAGCAACUUAAAAAUAAAUAAGUAAAGGUGAUAUGUAGGAGAGGCUGAAGCUUAUAUAACCUGCAUUGGAAAUUUGUUUAUUAGCUUGCUGACAACUGAAGAACAGAAGAACUCAGACUGAAUAUGCGCUAUUAUUUACUGACUUCGGUCACAAAUAUACUGAGUACUUUUUUCUCACAAGACAAUAUACUAAGUCAUGCUGGACAUACCAAGUGCGGACAAAGUUCACGACAGAGUUUCUGCCCUUAAGGACUUUAUCAAAAUAACAUUUACCAAGCAAGUAUUUUAUGUCAAGGCGAAGUGCCUACCAAAAAGUACACAUUAAGGGGGUCAAGGAAAUCUAAAAGGUAAACACUAUGAGAUUCAAAUAAAUCUGAAGACAUUUCAGAAUUAAAUGAGGUAAUAAAUGCAAAGAAAUCAGAACAGUGCUUGACAUGUAACAAUCACAAGUUAUGAUGGUAAUCAUAACCCUAUUCUCUAGUCAGAAACCUAGGCCUCAGACUACUCCACUGCAGUCCCAGGCACCCCAACUUGAAACUCUGUACACUUAAAGUGGAGACAUUUAUCAUAAUCUGAACCCCAAAUAUAUAAACUCUGACUCAUCCUAGUUAAUAAGAACAUAGUCCAAGUUUUAGAAUGCAUUUUGAAAGAGAUCAGAAACAAAGGUUAUCUGUUCAGCUUUCUCUAAUCACCAUUAGGUGAGAGACCCCAAACCAGUGGAUUUGGGCCCGUUCUAUUUUCCACUGGUUCAAUGGUUUAAAUGUCGGUAGUUCAGAGCUUAGUUACAAAAGCUGCAAAAUGCAGGGUGUAGUUCAGAGAUUGUACUCGAUAAACUGCGUGCGGGGAGGAAGACUGCAGAUACUAAAGAAAACGGAAAGAAACCUCUGGCGGCACACAUCUUCCUCUUCCCGCAGUUCGAGAUACACGUGUUGCCAGAAAGGAAAUUACUAAUAAACAAGACCAAAGCAAAUGGAAUCAAGAGCUAAAGGUUCCAUUGUAGCUCAGGCAGCUGUCUCUCUUCCCACAAAUAACAUCUAUGAAAAUCAUUUUUCUCCUAAUCCAGGAAUGAAUGAUAAGUAUCUCAGAGAAUUGUUUUGAUGAUUGAAUGGUAUAACAAAUGAAAGCACUCUGUACCCUGUGAAAGCAUCACAUAAAAUGAACUUCUUGGGAGCCGGGGAGAAGAUAGGUAUUUAUCUCCACGGACUCAAGCCCACAUUUCCCCCUGAGAAGACAAAGAAAGAAAGAAAAUCCUUUCUUCAAAUA
This is a messenger RNA of Vicugna pacos (alpaca), 5278 nucleotides long. RefSeq names its product CXADR like membrane protein (gene CLMP). Lineage: Eukaryota; Metazoa; Chordata; Mammalia; Artiodactyla; Camelidae. The record is from RefSeq and is a predicted model, not a curated record. Gene Ontology annotation, cellular component: cytoplasmic microtubule; membrane; cell surface.